AUGAAGUCUUUACCUCUUUUCUUGCCAAUUUGGCUGUUAGCCUUACACCCCCAGCUCUCAUUUGCCUACUGGCGCAUGGCCUGCAGUGUCUCUCAAACUGCUAGGGCCGAUCCCAUUCUGAAUCCUGGUGGAGUAUCUGGACAUGGCCACAAGUUCGCCGGCGGAAGCAAUGUGAACGAAAAUUCCGACCACGCUUCUCUUCUGACUUCGACUUGUUCCUCUUGCGAGGUUCAGAAGGAUACCUCGGCCUACUGGACUCCACAGUUGUAUUUCGCUCAUGCCAAUGGUAGUUUUGAGGAAGUGCCUAACUACGGAAUGACCGUGUACUACGUUGGACGUGGUGGAAAUGCAACCAAUACAGUUCCCUUCCCAACCGAUUUCAGAAUGAUCACUGGAGACACGCGACUACGGUCAUACGAUACCUCGACCUUGACAUACAUGAACACACGGCCUGUAGCCGACAGGGUAAGUUUCCGCUGCAUUAACGAAGCUAACAAUAUUCCAGAAACGCACUACAUCGACCAGACCGACUGUGUCAAUGGCCUCAGAGCUCAGGUCAACUUCCAAUCCUGUUGGGAUGGUGUCAACAAUUACCUCGAUAACUCGGCCCACGUUGCUUACCUGUCCAACAUUGACUCCGGCGAAUGCCCUCCCACACAUCCUGUUUCGAUCCCAGGUCUCUUCUUCGAGGUUCUGUACAUGACAAACUCGGUUGAUCAAUCAGCUGGUGGUGAAUUCGUCUUUUCCAACGGUGAUCCUACCGGGUUCGGUUUCCACGGCGACUUUAUGAACGGUUGGGAUAUGGACGUGCAAACGGACGCAGUCGAAAACUGUCUUUAUACCGACAACGAUGGUGUCGUCACGGCAUGCCCCUACUUGACCCCGAGUGACGAUGUCAACUUCCCGCGCACUUGUCCCGAACAGCCGUCGUUGUUUGACGAGCCGAUCCAUGGGAUGAUCGACGCUUUACCAGGGUGCAAUCCUAUAACCCCUGGCCCUGCUCUGGCCCCGCAAGUGGUAUGCCCACUCAACUCGCACUCGCCUAAUGGUGCAGGUACGUCUUCGGCUUCGGUUGCGGCGUCAACUGGUCUGAGCUCCUCCAUUCUUGACUCAACCACUUCGGCAACGUCGACUAGCGAAACGGCUUCGAGUGCUAUUGCCAGCCUCAGCACGCCUGCAACCUCUUUGACCUUGUCCACCACCACUCCUGCCGCCUUGACGAUCUCAAUAAGUCCGACCUCCAGCUCCUCUCAGAUAUCCACUUCAUCAUCAUAUGGAGUGUCAAGUACAUUGUCCACCUCCGAGUUGAUUCCUACUUCAACUUCCGGCCCAAUAGAUGCUUCAAGCUCCGACGUUUUACCUACUUCGGCCACCAGCCUGGCACCGGCUCUGAGCUCGGCCCCGUUAUCUACUUCAGUAUCCGACCCAUUGGUCACUUCGACCUCCGACCUAAUACCUACCUCAAGCGCUCUCGGGGAUCCGAGUGCGACAGGUAUAUCCGGCGAUCCCUUCUGGCUCACUGGGCUACGUUCAGGAUGGUCAUGGCGGACGCCGGGUGGUGUCUUCGUGCAGGUUUCAUCGACGGAUUCUAGCGCAACUGCAGCAAGCAGCAGUUCAGACCCUGGAAGUAUUCUCUCGACUCCAUCAGACUCACUGCAGACAACGUCUGUAACCGCUGGAGCUAUUGGAGUGAGCAGCACCGGAUCAGAGGUCUCGAGCAUGAUCACUCCCGGGCUGACGUCCAGCCUGUCGCCACAAAGCGAAGUGACAACAACCGUCACAAUCACAGAUUUUGUUACCCUUACCGUGACGGUUGGCAGCAGUGCUCCAGCUACGCCAGGAAACUUUGUGGCAGUCACCAGUAACACACUGACGCCCUCAGUAGCUGUUGCGCCGGGAGAAAAUCAGGCCACAACAUCGGUGCAGCUCGGAACAACAGUCACACCUUUGAGCAGUGCGCUAUCCAUCCCAGCUAGCGCAGUCACUUUGAGUCCUGGCAGCAGCGGUGACGGCGUAUCGAAUAUCGUUACGGUUAUAACGGCAACAACCAUAAUUCCUGGCAGCACGAUCGUGGAAUCCGGAACGACAAUCUCGGUGGAACAAAGCACUGCUACGCAACCUGUGAGUGUUUUGAGCAGUGCCGGCAACUUCUACACGAUCACGGGCAGCACAACCACCACAUUCUUGUCCUUCGAUGCAUCCAGUACAGUAGCGCCAAGCGCGGUCACACAGGCUGGAAGCACCUUCAGCGUCGCUGGCACUUUCUACACAAUCACAGGCAGCACAUACACAACGUUCGUCUCGAUUGGAGGCUCAGACACCGGGCUUGCCGGAGGUCAGGGUACCCAACCAACCAGCGUACCCACCCCGGAUGGUACCAUGUACACCAUCACGGAGAGCACAUAUACCACCUUCUUCUCGGCCGAGGACUCGAGCUCUUCCACCGAGGGGACAUCAACGACGACGAUAAUUUCCACCACAACCCUCUACACAACAGUGCUUCCCACCAGCACUCGCACCUUAAGCGCGGCGUUCUCGCAAUCAACGGCUGCGGGAAAUACUACCCUCACGACAGUUACGAGUGCACCAGCUGGCGAGUUCUUCGCUAGUGGCAGCAGCAGCAGCACCUUUGCCUCGUCGAGCGUGAGUGCCGAGAGUGUACCCUCUUGCUCAAACUUGUCCGGAACUUCGGGCGAAGGAUGCCCACCUUCGUCCAUUACCUCAUCUGUCCCUGUUUCGGACGAUGGCGUGGCGACUGCCUUCGUGACAGUGAUCGAGCCCAUUACAGAUGAGGUUACUUCAACCGUCGACACUACCCUUACACUUUCCUCGGCAACUGCUGACACGACAUUCUUCACAAUCCGGGGAAGAAAGGUACGCUUCACUGGGAGGUAA
Messenger RNA from Capronia coronata CBS 617.96, 2895 nucleotides. RefSeq lists its product as uncharacterized. The record is from RefSeq and is a predicted model, not a curated record. NCBI's taxonomy places the organism in Eukaryota, Fungi, Ascomycota, Eurotiomycetes, Chaetothyriales, Herpotrichiellaceae. The transcript has 5 exons. The coding region runs from base 1 to 2895 and encodes 964 amino acids.